Closterium sp. NIES-65 is the source of this 2061-nucleotide messenger RNA. NCBI's taxonomy places the organism in Eukaryota, Viridiplantae, Streptophyta, Zygnematophyceae, Desmidiales, Closteriaceae. The record is from the annotation of a GenBank genome assembly.
AUGCAAAGCGAGGAUCCGAAACUUCCUGGUUUCUUCGUCCUUCCUGCUGCGCUCGAUCCCGCGAGAUCCGCCGAAGUUGUGGGUUUAGGGGACGACGAAGGGAUAGAUGAAGGGGAGUUGGAAGAAUUAGAGGGUUUAAUGGAAGAAGAGGAGGAGGAAGCUGCGGGCAGGAAAAAAACAACCAUGUGGACUGAGUUUGACCUAAAGAAUCGGGACAGCCCGGGAAAACUUGUGGAGGCGAAGCUUCCUCCCGUUGAGGUUGAUGUUGUAGAUGACGUGGGCACGGGGUUUGAGGAGUUUGACGUGGACUUUGAUCUCGAUGCUGACCUGGCCGCUGAAGCUUCCAGGAAAAGCGGGAGGAAGGGCGGCAGCGAUGCCCGUGAUAAUGGUGAGGACGAAGAAGAGGAGGAGGAGGAGGAAGAGGAUGAGUUUGAUGAGGAAGCAUGGGCAAAGGCUUGGGAGGAGCAGAUGGAGAGAAACGGAGCAGACGAGCUGAAGGGAGGGUCGAGAGGGGCGACGAGGGGGAGGGUUGCAAUGGGAGCAAGGGGAGCGACGGGAAGGGAUGUGGAUGGUGAGGAGGAGGAAGAGGGAGGGCAGGAGAAAGAUGGAAAGUUGGUGGUUUGUGCCAGGUGCCAUGCGCUGAGGAACUACGGGCAGGUGAAAGACGAGAGCGUGGAGAAUCUCCUGCCCGACUUUGAUUUUGAGCGGGCCGUUGGGCAGCGUCUCCGGGCAGCUUACGGCCGCCGGGCAGUCGUGCUUGUGGUUGUGGACGCAGCAGAUUUUGACGGGUCCUUCCCGCGCCGGGCAGCCGAACUUUUAGCCCGGGCAGAAGCUGAGGCCGCGGGCAAGUGGAAGGAAUCCCAGGCGGAUGGCAAGGCAGCAGGGCCUCCGGGUGGCAGCAACACGUUUCGUCUCAUCCUCGCGGCGAACAAAGCCGACCUUCUGCCGCCCCAAAUCUCGCCGCUCCGACUGGAGCAGUGGAUUCGCCGCCGGGCGAAAGCGGGCGGCCUGCCUCGUCUCACAUCGCUGCAUCUACUAUCCGCCAAGACGGGGUUCGGGGUGGCGUAUCUGGCUUCUCAACUGGCCACACUGGCUGGGCCAAGGGGAGACGUGUGGGUGGUUGGGGCUCAAAACGCAGGGAAAUCCUCUCUGAUUAACGCCCUUGCUGCUGCUGUGAAGACAGGGGGAAAGGCCGGGAAGGGCGGAGGGAAAGUGGGGACGACAGGGAAGGGAGCAGGAGGGAGGGCCGGGAAGAAAGGAGGGAAAGGAGGAGGAGGGGGAGUGGGAGGGGUGGGGUUGACAGAGGCAUGGGUGCCGGGGACGACUAUAGGGGUUGUGCCUAUAGAGGGGGUGUUGGGGGGGAGGACGAGAGUGAUGGACACGCCAGGGCUGCUGCACCCACACCAGCUGUCGGUGCGACUUUCUAGGGAGGAGCUCAAGGUGGUCGUGCCCAGAAAGGCUCUCAAACCCCGCACCUUCCGUAUCAAGCCAGGCCAGUGCGUGCUGCUGGGAGGACUAGCGCGGGUGGAUGUGGAGGAGGCAGCAGCCGAGUCCAUUUAUCUGACAGCGUGGCUGUCGCCAAUGAUAGCGUGCCACAUGGGCAAGAUCGCCAACGCUCCUGCUGUGCUGGAGAAGCACGUUGGGGUCAAACUACAGCCGCCAGCAGAGGCAUCUCGCAUGGCAGAUCUCGGAAUGUGGUUACCACGUUCCGUUACAGUGGAGGGCACGCGGUGGGACCAGAGCAGCACUGAUGUAGCCAUAGCUGGGCUAGGCUGGGUGGCCGUCGGAAUAAAGGGUUCCGCGAAACUCAAAGUGUGGACGUUUGAAGGGGUGGGUGUGACUGUAAGGGAAGCCAUGGUGUUUGAUUAUGCGCCUGUGUUUGAACGCCCCGGGUUUUCGACUGGUGGGUUGCCGGUUACCAGGGAGGAUGGAGGGAAGGGGGGCAGUGGCGGUGGUGGUGCGGUGGGGAGCGGUUCGGAUGGGAAGAAGACGAAGAAGAAGAAAGCGAGGGGUGGCAGCAAUAGGUCGAGGCCUGACGAGGUUGAUGCAGUGGUGCUGUAG